This is a messenger RNA of Carica papaya (papaya), 2195 nucleotides long. NCBI's taxonomy places the organism in Eukaryota, Viridiplantae, Streptophyta, Magnoliopsida, Brassicales, Caricaceae. The record is from RefSeq and is a predicted model, not a curated record.
UCUCAUCUUCUUCCCCACUCUACCCCUCUCUCUCUAUUUUUUUUUUUUCUUUUUCCCGCGAAACUCUCUGCAAAACCUAAUCCUUCCCAGCUUCUUCACUUCAUUCAUCACUCUCUUCUUCAAAACACGAGACUUCUUUUUCUUCUUCUUGAAUUCUUAUUAUCUAUUGAUUGUCAACUAAGUUUUUCUUAGCUUCCAUAAAUUUCACUUGGCCGUUACAGUAUCGUUUUUUAAACACAAACUACGGAAUAUUUUGUGAAACUAAAGAAGCUUUUUAGGGUUUCUUUCAAUCUAAAACGCUAGCGUUUACCGUUUUUUUGCUCUUAUCCGCAUAUAUGUGUAUAUAAUAUAUACACAUGUAUGUAUAAUUUUUUUUUUUUUGUGUUUGACCGUAUUAUUAAUUUAUCGCUGAACUUCAAAAUUAAACACUCUUUGAUUACUUAUUGUUUGAUCUUUGUAUUUUGGAGAUUUUGGGCUUUGUUUUCAAGCUUCAUUAAGAUCAUUUAUAAUACUAUUUUUCAAGAUUGAAGAGUUUUUUCGUGGUGUUUUUCUUCAAUUUUCUUUUCUCAAUUGAAUGUGUUGAUUGGACUUGGGUUAUGUAUCAAGAUGGGGGAAGAUAAGGAGCCAAAUUUUGUAAGGGAAAAAGAGGGUUUAGACGCAGCGAGUCCUUCGGUAUCUAAUGGUAGCUGCGACCAUCUUCCAUUGAAGCCAGCCUCUGUUCAUGGGAGGAUAACAGGUCCUACUAGAAGAUCAACUAAGGGAGGCUGGACACAGAAGGAGGAUGAGAAUUUGAUUUCUGCUGUUCAGAAGUACAAAGGCAAAAACUGGAAAAAGAUCGCUGAAUGUGUCCCUGAUAGAACAGAUGUGCAAUGCCUGCAUCGCUGGCAGAAGGUUCUUAACCCUGAUCUUGUUAAAGGACCGUGGAGCAUCGAGGAAGAUAACCUUAUUAUUAAGAUAGUCGGGGAGCAGGGUAAUAAGAAAUGGUCUGAAAUAGCAAAACACCUGCCUGGACGCAUAGGCAAGCAAUGCCGAGAAAGGUGGUACAACCACCUAAAUCCAGAAAUAAAAAGAAGUGCAUGGACCAAAGAGGAGGAGAUUAUUCUAAUUACGGCACACAGGGAACACGGAAACAAGUGGGCUGAGAUAGCCAAGCUUCUUCCUGGAAGGUAUUGCUUGGGGACUUCGACUGAAAACUCAAUAAAGAAUCAUUGGAAUUGCUCAGUAAGGAAGAAAGCAGAAUUGUUUUCAAGCAGCAAUCCUGAACUUCGCAUUUGUGGCCUAAACAACGAAAACAGGAAGUCUGACACAAUAAAAAUUAAUACUAGUCGCCAGGACUUGAAUCACAACAGAAGGAUGGAUUCAUUGUCACUAGAUUUGCCUCUUGGAAAUGAGAUUAAAGAUGCAGACAAGGUGCAGAAAAUAACUGGCUCUGGCAAUGAAGAUGCUCUAGCAACUAGUCUAAAUGGUGGAAACUGCAGAGAAGGUUGCACAUACGAAGAAUCAAAACAUAUAGGUUCCUCUAACCAGACUAGUCCAUUCCAUGACACUUCUUGUGUCAGUUUUCCUCAUUUACUUACAAGAACUGAUGAGGCUGGUAAACAUAUCAACUUCUCGCCGUCCAGAAAAAUGAUGGAACCGUUGUCUGCUCUGAGCACUCCCUUAUCUUCUCAUGGGUGUAAUGGGAAAACUAGAAGCUCGCUUUCGGACCAUGGUACCGAGGAAGUAGCUUUUCCUGUUACCUCGGAGGUUCUUGCAACUCCACCAAGCCAAAACGAAGGUGAAUUACCAACCAGCUGCAUGACUCCUGAAUCUAUACUGAGAAUUGUAGCAAGUACUUACAAGAAUACACCAUCUAUUAUAAGAAGACGAGGCUCUUCAGCUCGGAAGCGAAGCAGAAAUGGCUGUUCUUGUUCACUAGAAGAACGAAUUGAUAAGUUGGAGAACAGCCAUGAGAUACAGCAUCCGCGUUUUUGUGACAAUAUUAAUGAUGUUCAGCAGGAUUUGGUCUCUUCUCUGAAGUCUCAGAAGCUUGAAAGUUGUGCAACAAAUUCCAUGGAAAAGAGUCCGAGUCUGGAAACUGUAAAGAGAUGGUGACUUGCGCCAAUGCAAAGGAUUUUGUUAUAUUUGAGAUGACAUAUGUUUUUUUCCUUCUUCUAAAGUCAAUAUUAUUCCCUUUUUUUUUUCUUCUUCUUUUC